GUUAACUUGACUGUUGAUGCAACUUGAGAGCCGAAAGCUUGGAAGCUGGGCAGGCGCGCUCCUCCUUGGGAUACUAAGCUUUUAGUGCCACCGCAUGAGCAAAGGCCAGAGUGAAAAGGUUACUCUCGAAGCAGGAUGGCCGACACUGAGGAGAAUCGUGAUCUUCAUGGGCACAAUCGACAAGACCUCCCGGAAAGCCUGUCCUUAAAGCAAUUGCUCCAGCUUCGCUUGAUUCUGUCCUAGAAAGGCUCGCCCACCGUGAGCAGGGUUCACCCCCUAAACCGGUCGUAUCGACGCUCGGUACCCCUGAAUCUAGCGCUCUUCUGGGCCUCAGCUUUGUCAACCAGCAUUGUGGUCGAAGUUGAGUGCGAGGGCUGAGUGGCAGGUUGGAAGGGCUUAAGCACCGCAUUCAAUAGUCUCCGCGAGACGUCACUGGUGAGGUUCUAUGGCGUCUGCCGCAGUGCUCUUCAAGGCGGCCGGGGCGAAGGCUUUAUGUUCGUGCGGGCAGGCAGACAUUACCCCUGCAAUGCCCCAGCGGUUUGGUUUCAGGGCACUUCCUCGCCCUCUUUUUGAGGGAUCGAGGCUGGGCCGGUUCCAUUCCGAGUACAAGGUGUGUUCAGGACUGAGGCGCCUCUCGCCGAGGGCAGAGACCCCCCGGGGAAGAGCAGAGUCCGCUGGGAGUCCCAGCGGGGACAACCGUAAGCCUCAGGUGGCAGAUCUCAAGGCACAGGCUCUCACGCCGAGUAUCGAGCGUGCGGAGAAGAGAAUUGAACGUGUGGAGAACCAGAUCGAUGUUGUGGCUGCGGCUGCGGCUGCGGCUGCGGCUGAUGGCAAGAGCACAGAGUUGUUGGAGCAAAGAUUGGUCGCGUUGGAGCAAAGAUUGGUCGCGUUGGAGCAGCAGAAGGCCGCGCUGGAGCAGCGGCUGACCGCGCUCAUGCAGGCGGAGGUAGAAAGUCUGAAGCUGCAGCGGACACCAGCGGUGGCGGCUCAAGACCCUGCAGUCCUGGAGCGGCUCCAGAAAUACGCGGAGUACAUCGCGCAAGUAGACAUCGCUAGUGGAUUCAUCGACAUUCCGCACGAGCUCAGGGAGGGAAUGCCGCCAGGCCUGAGGGACAGCAUUUUCAUCCGGGAAUCCUAUCGCACGGUGCUCAAGAAGCUCGAGGCUCUUGGGAACGACUUUGCGGUCGUCCUGAGUGGCACUCCGGGCAUCGGCAAAUCAGCGUUUGCAGUCCUGCUGUUGCACCAUCUAGCAAAGCAGGGGGCACAAGUGGCAUACAGGUACAAGGAUGAGGCUACACGGGACACCAUAAUCUUCUUCGAUUUCUCAGAUCCAUCCGCCAUCAACGUAAAAAGGGCCUCUGAAAGCGCUGCUGACUUCCCAUCCCUUGAAUCUCUCUCUGCGCGCCCCACUGUCUGGCGAGUGAUAGAUGGACGAGCGCCUCCUCACACGCAGUUCCGGGGUUACGGUCGCUGCGUGGUACUGUGCUCGCCCAACAGAGGCAAUUACUGGGAGUUCGUCAAGGGACGGGGAUGCUUCCUGUGGUGGCUCCCAGUGUGGACGCUGAAGGAGCUGGAGGACUGCCGGGAGCACCUCUACGAGCAGGUGUCGCAAGAGCAGAUGGAGAAGCGCGCGAAGGAGUUUGGCGGGCUCGUCAGGCACGUCUUGGCGAACCCUACCUCGUCUUUUGACGACAUCGCGCGCACGCUAGAUGCCGACCAGGCCGUGGAGCUGUACAAUCUGAGCGCCCAGUCUUCGGACAGUGAAGUGCGACACAUUUUCGCGCACAUCGAGGCAACAGAAGACCUUGAGUGGGUCGGUUACACCCUCGGUUCACAAAAAAUCAAAGAGCUUGUUUACCAGAAAGCUAAGCUCGGCAGGUGGCGGGACCUGACGACGAUGCUGCGCGCUGCGGCUGAGGAGCCGACCUUGGGCAAACUGACCGGGGAUCUUCUAGAGCAGAACGGGCAUGACAUGUGUCAGCAGGGCAUAGCGCUAGAUCCCGAGGAUGUCAAGGAGGUGUCCAAGGGGGCAGUGGGUCGGCCACGAAUGGAGACGGAAGCGGAGAAGGAAGCAGAGAAGGAACAGAGGGAGCAAGCAAUCAAGGAGAUCCAGGAAGCGUUUGGGGGCAGCAAGGAAAAGAAGUAUGACGCACCGAGCAAAGGAAUCGACUUGGCCAAGCUGGAACGGCCCACGUAUGUGAAGCCGUUGGUAAAAACGCAGGAGUCUUGGGAUUCACUAGUUUGCUCGGGCGACGGCUGGUCAACGCAGUCCAGUUCACGCGCAACGUCCAGCAUCGAUGUAGCGCAGAAGGGAUGCGGCAGCUGGUGGAGCGCGCCAGCGCAAGCGGAGUGAAGGUUCGUUUAGUGCAUGUGGUCCCGACAGAGAGGUUUGAUGAGUACGGAUGGCAAUCUUGGUCCAAGGGCAAGAAAGUUCUAGGAGAUGAGGAAGUCCCUGCCGUCCUCAAGAGCGUAAAGCAAUGGGUUCUUCGAUUGAAGCUUCCUCUGGCAGGUAGUUGAGCUUCAUUGCCACUAGUGCUUGUGCCCGAGUGAACAGGCAAAUGCAAAUGUACAGUGGUGCGACCCUACUGGCACGUUUUAAGGCGAACGCUCUCCAUUGCAGAAAAAGGGAAAGGUUAUGGUGAAGCGUGUCUUGGCUUUAAUUGUAAGUACAGCCGACGGCUUCGAAACAGCUGAUAGCUAGACUCGGACUUUGGAUAACUGAACAAGCUGCCAUGCAUUGCCUGCUUGCAGAAGCAACUAAAGCAAUUGAGGCAUUUGGAGCUUUCCUGCUCAAAUAUUGAAUUGGUUAGCCCCAUAUCGCGGUUGUCAAGGCAUAAGGUGUGUAGAUUCAAGCUGUUGAAUAGCUAGGUAAGCAAAGCACUGCACGCCAAUCCGUUUACUGGACAUGCGAC
Molecule: messenger RNA, 2912 nt
Organism: Klebsormidium nitens
Lineage: Eukaryota; Viridiplantae; Streptophyta; Klebsormidiophyceae; Klebsormidiales; Klebsormidiaceae
Source: the annotation of a GenBank genome assembly